Messenger RNA from Anolis sagrei ordinatus, 921 nucleotides. Its product is annotated as olfactory receptor 14A16-like. The record is from RefSeq and is a predicted model, not a curated record. Gene Ontology annotation, molecular function: olfactory receptor activity; odorant binding; G protein-coupled receptor activity. Gene Ontology annotation, cellular component: membrane. Lineage: Eukaryota; Metazoa; Chordata; Lepidosauria; Squamata; Anolidae. Gene Ontology annotation, biological process: G protein-coupled receptor signaling pathway.
AUGGAAAACCAAUCUACAGUGAAUGAGUUCAUUCUCUUGAGAUUUUUUGAUACCAGAGAGCUACAGAUUUUACAUUUUGGGGUGUUUUUGACCAUUUAUUUGGUGGCUUUGAUGGGAAAUAUAUUCAUUAUCCUAACUAUAACUUAUGAUCAUCACCUGCACAACCCCAUGUAUUUCUUUCUGGUUAAUUUAUCUUUGGUAGAUCUUUGCUUGAUCUCUGUAACUGUUCCUAAAUCCAUGGCUAUCUCAUUGACCAAUGACAGAAGAAUUACCUUCUCUGGAUGUGCUUUCCAAGUGUUCCUAGUAACCACAUCUGUAGGGGCUGAGCUUUCAUUUCUUACUGUCAUGGCAUAUGACCGCUAUGUGGCUAUCUGCCUCCCUUUACAAUAUAUGAGAAUUAUGAAUUUGAAUUUCUGUCUCCAAAUAACUGCUGCCUCUUGGGUCAUUGUUAUAGUGCAUGCACUAGUGCAGACUAUAAGCACAUUCAGGUUACACUUUUGUACUUCAAAUGUUAAACAAUUUUUCUGUGAUAUGUCCCAAUUAUGGAGGAUUUCAUGCACAGAUACAACACUGAAUAAGUGGCUUACUUUUGCUAUUGCAGUAACAGUGGACUCGUUUUGUUUUUUCCUUAUAAUGAUAUCUUAUGGGUUUAUCUUCUCAACAGUAUUCAAGAUUCAAUCAUCCCAGGGCAGGCGUAAAGUUUUCUAUACCUGUACUCCACACUUGACUGUCUUCUCUUUAUUUCUUUCAACUGCUAUAUUUUCAUACUUUAGACAACAGGACUUGUCCUCAACUCCUGUAGAUUUGUUGGCUGCUUUCUUAUAUGCUGUUUUGCCACCAGUCAUGAAUCCCAUCAUUUAUAGUCUAAGAAACAAAGAUAUCCAUCAAGCUGCAUGGAAGAUGUUCAGUUUCACAGAAUAG